Molecule: messenger RNA, 243 nt
Organism: Prorocentrum cordatum
Lineage: Eukaryota; Dinophyceae; Prorocentrales; Prorocentraceae
Source: the annotation of a GenBank genome assembly
GUGCUCCUGGCGCAGGACAAGGGGGCGCCGCCGCGCACGUGCCUGGAGCUGCCCGGCCUGCCGGUGGCAGAGGGCCGCGGCCGCCUCGAGAGCCCCGGCGGCGAGGAGGUCGACGGCGACCGCUGCACGGAGGCCUGCCGCGGGGACGAGGCGUGCGAGCAGCUCAUCUUCCAGGAUGGCCGGUGCUCGCUGUUCAAGCGCGCGGCCACCGACCUGGCGGCGGCGGAGCCCGAGGCGGAGGAG